AUGCAGCAGAUUGAGAAACAUACCCUUUUUUCUUCUUGCCUCUCUCUAUUUCUUCUCACACAAAUCUCCCAACAGCCGUUGCUGGUAGUAGCAAUGGCAGAACUAAGAUCAGGCGUUCUAUUCAAGCUUCUAGAGGAAAUGGGGGUCGGGAAAGCACGAAGAGACGUUGAUCACAGACCAGUUUUGCUUCAGAUAAGAAGCAUAAUCCCUGUGUUAGCAGCUGGAGGUUUAUGGCCUAACAAAGGCUUCUUCUUGAGAAUCUCAGACUCAACGCAUUCAAUGUACGCCUCCUUGCCGAGAGAAGAAAACGAUCUUGUCCUCUACGACAAGUUACAGAUAGGUCAACUGAUAUUCGUGGAGAAGCUCGAGUUUGCUUAUCCAGUUCCUAUGAUCAAAGGCAUUAGACCAACACCAGGUCGGAGGGCUUGCACCGGUGAACCUAUUGAUCUAAUCCCUAAAGAGCGUAUAGAGAAGUUUUGUGCCAGUUUAUCUGAUACAGAGGAAAGCUAUAAUAAUAACCAACAAGUUAAGAGGCCAAGAAGAACGAGAUGGAGCAAUUCAAGCGUCUCUGAGAUGAAUGUUACAGAUUUUGGAAUGUUGAAAAAUCUUUCGAGUGUGAUGGAGGAGGAGGAGAAGGAUGAUACAGAUUCAAUGGUCUCGAGUUGCUCUUCUUAUUUGUCUUCAGCUGCUAGGAGAAGAAUUUGGAUGGGUUUGGGUGAUGCUGGAAAGAGAAGAGAGUCAUUAGAUCCAUCUAGGGUUAAGAAUCAUGUUCAUGACAUGAAAUUACAUGUUUCAAGAACUCGAAGUUACCCUGCUGCGUCUCCUUCUCCUUCUGUGAGGAGCUGUGGAGUGAUAGAGGAGAAGUCAAGUAGUAGAACAAGAAGAAGAGAUAGUGUUGUUUCACCAUCUCCAAAAUGGGCUAAAAGCUUAAGCUAUGGAAGUGGAAGUAGUAAGAGUAAGAACCUUCUUCUUCCACCUAGAAGCAAUACCCUUGAAUCCUCGGAUUCGAUAUCAAGGAAAAGAAGCUGGACAGAGACUGAGAUUCUCUGGAACUCACUUCCUCCCAAAGUUGUUAACCUAGGAAAGGAGAUUCUGAGACAGAGAGAUAAGGCUAUUCGCGCUGCGUCUCAAGCGUUGUUAGAGGCUUCAGCUGCUGAAAGAUUGCUCAAAUGUCUAAGGUCAUACUCGGAGCUUUCGGACAAGAGGAAUCAACACCAUCAUAACCAACAGCCACCGAUAGGAGAGCUCUUGAGUUUCCAAGAGGAGUUAAGCAAGAGCAAGCUAAUCAUUCAAUCAUUAUCAACUGAGGAAACAGAGCACUGCAACUCAAGAACAGGAGAGGAGAGACGCGAAAAGGCGACUCAGUGGAUCAAAUCAGCUUUAGCUACGGAUCUCAAACCGGUUUCUUUACCCGCAAGUAAGCCUACGCAGAGUCCCGCGAGGAAGAGUUUUACCCUAAUCGCUCAAGAAGUCAAUAACCGUGAAGACAACACAAGGGACAGAGACUCAGGGUAUGUAGAGAGAAAGGAGAGGUUAAGCAGAGCAGCAAGCGAACUCAGAAACUUGGUUAAGGAAGAAGGAAGAAGGUGGUACUUGAGCCGUGUCGAGAAGUAUUUAGAUGAGAUCAGUAACGUAACAAAGUGGAGAGAGAUGAGUAGUCAGCAAGUAGGAGAAACGAUGUAUCAGAUAAAACGAGUGAGUGACUGGUUAGACGCUAUGGUUAAAGGAGAAGAGGAGGAACAAGAAGAGGAAGUGGUGAUGAUGAUGACAGAGUCAGAAAGAGAGGCUUGCGGUAGAGUGAGGAACAAGAUUUAUAGGAUUCUUUUGAGACAUGUUGAGAAAACUUCUUUGUUAAGUCAUCAACGUAAUACCAGUCUCAUGUCUCAUCAACAAUACUACUGA
This is a messenger RNA of Raphanus sativus (radish), 1902 nucleotides long. RefSeq lists its product as uncharacterized. Bases 1 to 1902 code for a protein of 633 amino acids. The transcript has 4 exons. NCBI's taxonomy places the organism in Eukaryota, Viridiplantae, Streptophyta, Magnoliopsida, Brassicales, Brassicaceae. The record is from RefSeq and is a predicted model, not a curated record.